AAAUGCAGUUGUUUAUAAAUUAUUUAAUGUUUCUCUGGGGACCGGUACUGGUCCACGGACCGGUGGUUGGUUGACCACUGAUAUAGAGGAUCUUUGCCUGGAGGUCAUUAAAAGCAGCGGUGUUGUUGACAUGAAGAGCAGAGGUUCCAAACCCCCUAGCAGUGAGUGCAAGGCCCUGAUUUGUCAAUCGCGUUGUGACGUCACACGCCGCGCAGAUUGACGUCCAGAGUCGGCGCAUCCCCAAACAUCAGCUCCAGAUGGAGUUGGAGCACGAUGGCAGCAGUGCCGCGGCAGGCGCGCCAGGCCGGGCGGGCUCACCUCCAAUGAGACGCGCGCCUCCGGCAGCAGGAGUCUCGGCAGCCCGUCAUGGGUGGCGGCGGCGACAACGCCACGGCCAUUUCCGAGGAGUGGGUGGCCGGCAUCAGCGUGGUGAUGGCGCUCAUCGUGCUGGCCAUCGUGCUCGGUAACGCGCUGGUGAUCGUGGCCAUCGCCAGGACGCAGAGGCUCCAGACGCGCACCAACGUCUUCGUGGUGUCGCUGGCGUGCGCGGACCUCAUCAUGGGCGUGCUGGUGGUGCCCCUCGGCGCCGAGCUGGAGGUGCGCGGCUCCUGGGCGUACGGCUCCUUCUUCUGCGAGUUCUGGAUCUCCGUGGACGUGCUGUGCGUCACGGCGAGCAUCGAGACGCUGUGCGUGAUCGCGGUGGACCGAUACGUCGCCAUCACGGCGCCUUUCCGGUACCAGAGCCUGCUCACCAGGGCGCGCGCUCAGGCGGCGGUGUGCGCGGUGUGGGGCGUCUCGGCGCUGGUCUCCUUCCUGCCCAUACUCAUGCACUGGUCCCGGGACAGCGCGCACACCUCCUGCUACGAGGACCCGGCGUGCUGCGACUUUGUCACCAACCGCGCGUACGCCGUGUCCUCCUCCGUCAUCUCCUUCUACCUCCCGCUGCUGGUGAUGGUCUUCGUGUACGCGCGCGUUUACCGGGAGGCGAAGCAGCAGCUGCGGAAGAUCGACAAAUGCGAGGGUCGCUUCCACAUCCACAGCUCGGCGGGGCAGUGCAAGAGGAAGCCGCCCCGGGUGGCCGCCCUGCGGGAGCACAAGGCGCUGAAGACGCUGGGCAUCAUCAUGGGCACCUUCACCCUCUGCUGGCUGCCCUUCUUCAUCGUCAACGUGGUGCGGGUGUUCGGCGCCGAGCUGGUGGACAAAGAUUUGUUCGUCUUCCUCAACUGGCUGGGUUACGCCAACUCGGCCUUCAAUCCCGUCAUCUACUGCCGCAGCCCGGACUUCAGGAGGGCGUUCAAGAGGCUGCUGUGCCGGUCGAGGAGGAGGCGGCGGCCGACGGGCGAAGGGAUGCUGCACGUCAGCUCCUGCGACCUGAGCCGCUACUCCGGCGGCUUGAUGACCUCCGCGGAGCCCGGAACACUCGGACUGUGGACGGACUGCAACGGGCUGGACAACAGUGACAGCAGCCUGGCGGGAACCGGAAAACUGUCCCGUUCCGAAUCCCAUCUGUGAUCCAAACUAAACUCUUUUUACUUACUUCUUAAAUAAGGACAACUAGGACAUUUGGAAAAUGGGAUCGUUUCUGUUAAGAAGUUUGUAUUUUUCUUUUCAUAAAAAUAUGGAUUUUUUUUCUGUUCAAAAAAUAUGGAUUUUUUUUUUUGUUGAAAAAUUGGGAAUUUUUUUUUUUGUCAAAAAAUCAGGAUUAUUUUUGUCAAAAUGUAGUUUUUUCCUCUCAAAAAAAUCUGGAUUUUUUUCAGUCAUUAAAAUCAGGAUUUUUUUUCCUGUCAAAAAGUCGGCAGUUUUUCCGUUAAUAAAAUCAGGAUUUUUCCCUGUUAGAAAAAUCGGGAUUUUUUUUCUGUCAAAUAAAAUCGAGAUUUAUUGCUGCAAAAAACACAUUAUUUGUUCCGUCAUAAAAAUCAGGAUUUUUGUUCUGUCAAAGAGUCUGCAUUUUUUUCUGUUAACAAAAUCAGGAUUUUUCUCUGUUAAAAAAAUCUGCAUUUUUUUCUGUCAAAUAAAAUCGUGAUUUAUUUCUGUUAAAAAAUCCAGACUUUUUGAUAGAAACAUGCCGAUUUUUUCUGUCAAAAAGUCAGCAUGUUUCUAUCAAAAAGUCUAUAUUUUUUUCCGUUCAAAAAUCAAUUUUUUCUGUCAUAAAAAUCGGGGUUUUUCUCUGUUAAAAAAUCUGGAUUUUUUCUGUCAAAAAGUCGGCAUUUUUCUAUUAAAAAGUCUGCAUUUUUCUCUUAAUAAAAUCAGGAUUUUUCCCUGUUAAAAAAAUCGGGAUUCUUUUUGUCAAAAAAAAUCGGAAUUUAUUUUUGUUAAAAAAUUUGGAUUUUUUUCUGUCAAAAAAUCGGGAUUAUUUCUGUCAAAAUGUUGUUUUUUCUGUCAAAAAGUCAUCAUUUUUUCUGUCAAUUAAAUCAGGAUUUUUCUCUGUUAAAAAAUCUGGAUUUUUUUCUAAGAAAAAAAAAAUCUGGAUUUAUUUUUGUUAAAAAAUCGGGAUUUUUUGCCGUCUAAAAAAAUCGGGAUUUUUUUCUGUUAAAAAGUCUGGAUUUUUUCUGUCAAAAAGUCGGCAUGUUUAUAUCAAAAAGUCUGUAUUUUUUCCGUUUUAAAGUCGGUAUUUUUUUUCUGUCAUAAAAAUCUGUGUUUUUUGCUGUCAAAAAGUCGGCAUUUUUUCUGUCAAAAAGUCGGCAUGUUUAUAUCAAAAAGUCUGGAUUUUUUCCGUUCUAAAGUCGGUAUUUUAUUUCUGUCAUAAAAAUCUGUGUUUUUUGCUGUCAAAAAGCCGGCAUUUUUUCUGUCAAUUAAAUCAGGAUUUUUCUCUGUUAAAAAAUCUGGAUUUUUUUCCGUCAUAUAAAAUCGGGAUUUAUUUCUGUUAAAAAGUCUGGAAUUUUACUGUCAAAAAGUCGUCAUGUUUCGAUCAAAAAGUCUGGAUUUUUUGCGUUCAAAAGUCGGUAUUUUUUCUGUCAUAAAAAUCGGGGGGUUUUUCUGUCAAAAAUUUGGCAUUUUUUCCUGUCAAUUAAAUCAGGAUUUUUCUCUGUUAAAAAAAUCUGGAUUUUUUCUGUCCAAAAAAAAUUCGGAAUCUAUUUCUGUUAAAAUGUCGAUUUUUUUCUAUCAAAAAGUCGGCAUUUUUUUCUGUGAAAGUCAGUAUUUUUUCUUUCAUAAAAAUCAGGAUUUUUUUCUGUAAAAAAAUCAGGAUUUUUUCUAUAAAAAAAUGGUAAUUUUUUUAUGUCAAAAAAUCUGAAUUAUUUCGGUCAAAAUGUCGGGGUUUUUCUGUCAUAAAAAUUUAGAUUUUUUUCUGUCAGAAAUUCGGGAUUUUUCUGUUAAAAAAUCUGGAUUUUUUUUUUCUGUCAAAAAUCGGGAUUUAUUUCUGUUAAAAAGUCUGGAUUUUUUCUGUCAAAAUGCCGGCAUAUUUUCUAUCAAAAAGUCUGGAUUUUGCUCAGUCAAAAAGUCUGGAUGUUUUCUGUCAAAAAAAAAUCGUCAUUUUGUCCGUCAAAAAGUCGCAUUUUUCUCUGUUAAAAAGUCGGGAUUUUUUCACUUCCAGUCACAAACUAAGGUCCAAAAAAAGUGGAAACAUCCUUUUUUGCUUUUACCUCACAACCUUCGGAAAGUGCAAUUGUUGCAGCUAUUAGUUUCUGUUAUUGAUGAUUAUUUAUUUCCGCUGCAUUAUCGAGUAUAAAUUAAGCGUCUUGUCUCUGUGAAGCUUUACAUGCUGUUGAAAUGUGCUGUGAAAUACUACUAAUAAAAGGAAAAUGGCACUGCU
Nerophis ophidion (straightnose pipefish) is the source of this 3751-nucleotide messenger RNA. RefSeq names its product adrenoceptor beta 1 (gene adrb1). The transcript has a single exon. Lineage: Eukaryota; Metazoa; Chordata; Actinopteri; Syngnathiformes; Syngnathidae. Gene Ontology annotation, molecular function: beta1-adrenergic receptor activity. The coding region runs from base 367 to 1512 and encodes 381 amino acids. The record is from RefSeq and is a predicted model, not a curated record. Gene Ontology annotation, biological process: norepinephrine-epinephrine-mediated vasodilation involved in regulation of systemic arterial blood pressure; adenylate cyclase-activating adrenergic receptor signaling pathway; positive regulation of heart rate by epinephrine-norepinephrine. Gene Ontology annotation, cellular component: membrane.